Messenger RNA from Durotheca rogersii, 1422 nucleotides. RefSeq lists its product as uncharacterized. NCBI's taxonomy places the organism in Eukaryota, Fungi, Ascomycota, Sordariomycetes, Xylariales, Xylariaceae. The transcript has a single exon. The record is from RefSeq and is a predicted model, not a curated record. The coding region runs from base 217 to 1260 and encodes 347 amino acids.
CUUCAGCCUCUCCGCCGAUAAGCGACCGCAUGUAUUAUGUCAGAAAGCAUAUAGCCUAUCCCCUCCUCCUCAUCAUCUCCAUCCCGAUUCUUCUCAGCCGCAGAGCACCUCGUCCCAGCGAGCACCCAAUCUGACUGCACAUCCCGACCACCCCUAGAAGAGGAGGGGCACUGCAACAACAAGUACGAGUGGGAGUUUGGCGACAGCCUCGUCACCAUGGCCUCGCCCUCUUCCUCAUCAUCGUACGAACUCGUCGAGCCCACCGAGCCCGUCUUCCACAAAUUCCCCUUUCUCCCUCCCGAGAUCCGCCAACAGAUUUGGCUUGAAGCUAUCCCGUCUCCCGGCAUCAACUUCUUCAACGUUCACUCUUUCCCCAACGAUCAUAGGAACGCCAACUGCAGCACUUCUCCGUGCUGGCUGUAUCUCGACCUACGCCGCCUAGCCAUUACCGAUGAUGACGAUGCCGUCGCCGAGUACGAUCCGUCUGCCUGGAUGGCCCGCAGCGUGCUCCGCCGCACUUGCCGUGAAGCACAUGCCAUGAGCGCCAUCCCGCCCUCGCACGCUGUCACCCUCACCUUGACCCGCCCGAGGCGCGGCCUGUUCGUGCGUGCCGGCGAUGACCAGCUGCGCCUAAUGACGCCCCUAGAGCCCCGGGACGGUGGGAGCUCGUCUAUGUCAAUCACUCGCGCUGCCCACACCGAAGAAUAUCCACCGGUCGAGCCGCUAGAGCGGCGGCGUGUCCAGGUCCACACCAAUGAUGUUCUAUGUCUCUCUGUUGAGAACUGCAGCUUCAAUCUGCCGUAUGAAGAGACUCCCAUCCUCGACGAUAGCGACGAGCACCUUGGAUGGUCAUUUGAUCCGCAGCUCACACCCCGACUUCCUAACGAAAUUCCGACGGGUCGACUCUGCGCGAGCAUGGCACGCGGCCACAAGACUGCACUCAACGCCGUUUGCAGUUCGCUAUGCAGCAUUCUCUCAAUCUACGACCGGGGACGCUCUGCUAACCAACCUCUGGUGCCUUUGAUCAUGGUCGACGCGUACAAGCAGGAACUAGGUAAGCGUAAUAUAGAGGAGCUCACCACCGCCGUCGACGUGUUUUGGGAUCGCUUUGGCGACCGCUACAUGCAGAUACCAUGGAGGCCGGCUGAACUGAUCGUCGAAUACCGGCUGGUCAAGAUAUGGCCUGAGGAAAACGAUAUCAGGGAGAGGUACUUAGCUUCCGCGAUACUGCACUCGCCGAAGCGGCCUGCCGAGUCUUAGCGUCACCGUGGGUUCUACCACUAGGAGGUGCGAGCUUCUCGCUGGUCCGAUACCGAAUACAGGGCUGGCUAGAUUCCAGCCGCUGGACGAAAAGGCGUCGAGAGGCCGGUAGUCUCUGAAGGGCAUUCCAGCAUCAGUCUCCAUGCCUUUACUCGUUGCCGU